Xylaria bambusicola is the source of this 1794-nucleotide messenger RNA. Its product is annotated as prenyltransferase-like protein. The transcript has a single exon. NCBI's taxonomy places the organism in Eukaryota, Fungi, Ascomycota, Sordariomycetes, Xylariales, Xylariaceae. Gene Ontology annotation, molecular function: transferase activity. Bases 730 to 1695 code for a protein of 321 amino acids. The record is from RefSeq and is a predicted model, not a curated record.
UUAGUUAGGGCCAACUAGGAGUUUCAGAGACCGUUUAAAGUAGCUAGUGUUAUGUUGCGCCUAUAUUUAUUUAUCUACUAUGGCGUCUAUGUAACACGAGCUUAGCUCAGUUACUUUAGUACUAUGUAGACACCUAGCCCCGGGUCUCGGUGCUCGUAACUGCUAAAUACUAAUCUACCUGGCUAUGGUCAAUGUCGCUAGCUUACUUACACGUACUAAGUACCUACCUAGUAGCCUAAGCCCUAUUGGUUAUGAUAGCCUACCUAGCAGAAGCGCAUGAGUUACCAUUGACUUGACCACCAGCAAAAUGACGAGUAUGAGUCGCUAUAGUUGGAUUCUGCGCCAACUGUAUAUCUCAUUUCGAUAAAGUAAAUAUAGUAUCGCAGUUAGAGUUGUUCCAAGUUUGAAAGGGUUGAUUAUGGGCUUCACUGUCAAUCAACCCUAGGAAGUGUUCACUCAAGCCCGAGCCCCGUGAAGCCCGGCCACUCGCGGAUGAGGAUAUCGUCCGUCUCGGUCGGUGGUUACGGGAAUCACGGGCUGAUUGAAUUCGGGAGUGGUUGUGAUGUGAGAUCAAGGACUCGUGGCGUUAGGAUUUGUUGUAGUCUGCUCUCUAGAACAAUAUAAAUCAUCACAUCUGUUCUUAAGUCAAUCGAUAAUCCCAAGUCCAUCAUCACGUUCCUCACUUUCAACAAACAUUACCUUUCACUCUAUCCCGUAUCAGAACCCAACAUGGCAGCAGUAACCGCCCAAACCCCAAGCGUCUUCGCUUCAGGCCGUUUCAUCACUGAUUACAAGAAGACCGCCGACCUUAUCGGUGCCCCCUACUCAGAGGAAACGCUUCAAGCGACGCUGAACAAUUUCCCUGGAUUAUUCGAGCAAGGAUCUGUUAGUUGGCGUGCCACCAGCCGAGACAAUGACCAGCUGAACUACCGCUUCUACAUCCCCAGCAAUGUCGACACGAUCUCCAUGGCCGCCAAGGCCGGCUACAUCGACCCAACUCAACCUAUGGCGCGGCUGGCACGGAGCUGGAGCAACAUGUUUAACGGCGAGCCAGCAGAAUGGUGCGACUUUGAUUCCGAGAGGGGUCUCGCGAAGACAUGGAUUCUGCUGAAAGGUCUGCGAUCUGUCGACGACCUUCUGGCCGCAGAGGAAGUCCCUGAAUCUACCCGGGCGCAUCUGGAUACGUUCCACAAGCUCGGCCUGAAGUACUGCCACUUCGUCGCCGUCGACCACGAAAGCGGCACUCUGAACUUGUACUUCACUGUGCCGGGCCCCAUCACAGAAGCCCAGGCAGCUGCAUACACCGCGCUCGCCGGCGCCGAACCCCCGACCGCCGAGGAGUUCGCUGACAUGCGCAAGUACGUCCCCGAGCACCGGUUUGCCUUCGCCGUGACCAUCCACGGAAGCACCGGCAAGAUCAAGCGCGUGUCCAUCUACGCGCUCAACAUCCCCGAGGGCCCUCUGCCUGCCACGGCGAACGACAGGCUCCGACAGUUCUUCGCGGAGGCUCCCUGCUACGACAAGGUGCAGACCCGCACCGUGGGUUGGUCCUAUGGUAACGGCAACAGCAAGUACAUGAAGGGCGAAGCGAGCUACACGGGCGAGCUGCAGAACUUUGUUAAGAAUGCGCGGUUGCCGCCUAACGAAACCAUGGCGAAAUUGUUGGCAGAAUCAAAGGCUGCUAUGAACUUCUAAAUGGUGUUGGUUUUCCGGGGUGGAUAACUUCAGUGUAACUAUUUGUAACGAAUUUUCUUUGUGAUAGACCAAAUUUCAUAUAUAGCGCCAAUUUCAACG